CAUGUGAGGCCACCACGUUUCAUUUACCCUCCGUGUAACAUUACUGACUCUGCCCAGUUUAUUUAAGAUAUGGCAUCUGAGUGCUGCCUCAGUCUCACCAAAUACUUCCUCUUUCUCUUCAACUUGAUAUUCUUUCUCUUAGGAUCACUCCUCUUAUCUAUGGGACUAUGGAUACUACUUUCAGAGAACAGAAUUUUCAUGCCCUCCCCUCCCUACAUUUCCAUCUCUCUCUUCUCCUACUUCCUGAUCAUCAGUGGAUCUGUGACCAUGUCAUUAGGCUUCUUAGGAUGUCUGGGUUCUCUGAAGACUGUCAAAUGCCUGCUGGCAACUUAUUUUAUCCUGCUCACGGUUCUUCUCGCGGCUCAGAUAGUGGGUGGGGUUCUUUUCUACACCCAGAAGACUGAGUUGGCAGGUUCACUAAAGGAGCAUACUCUUCUACUAAUAAAGUCAUUUGGAAGGAAUGAUUCCAGUCUCCAGAGUUUUGAAAAUACUCUAGAGUACAUUCAGCAGGAGGCCAAAUGCUGUGGUUGGCAUGGAACAGAAGAUUGGGAGGAAUCUAUACCCUGUUCCUGCUACAACAUAGGCAAUGCCACUGUCAAUGCGACAUAUGAAAUCCAAGAUCCAAAUAAGUGUAACACAUGUUUCCCAGAUGAUAUCCUUUCAAAUCACACCUGUGGGGUUUAUAAACAGGGUUGCAGUGAGAAUAUAAAGGAAUGGCUGGACGAAAAUCUUCUCAUGAUUUUGGUGGUUAUUUUGGCCAUUUCUGUGGUGGAGAUAUGUGGUAUGAUCCUUUCGAUGUGCCUGUAUAAAGAGGGUUCUGUGGAUUACAACACAAUUCUCCACUAAGAUGACCAGGAUCAGUGAGG
Sinocyclocheilus anshuiensis is the source of this 866-nucleotide messenger RNA. Its product is annotated as leukocyte antigen CD37-like. Bases 70 to 846 code for a protein of 258 amino acids. The record is from RefSeq and is a predicted model, not a curated record. Gene Ontology annotation, cellular component: plasma membrane. The transcript is spliced from 9 exons. Lineage: Eukaryota; Metazoa; Chordata; Actinopteri; Cypriniformes; Cyprinidae.